Alosa alosa (allis shad) is the source of this 3719-nucleotide messenger RNA. RefSeq names its product synaptotagmin binding, cytoplasmic RNA interacting protein. The record is from RefSeq and is a predicted model, not a curated record. NCBI's taxonomy places the organism in Eukaryota, Metazoa, Chordata, Actinopteri, Clupeiformes, Clupeidae. Gene Ontology annotation, molecular function: mRNA 5'-UTR binding. The coding region runs from base 168 to 2027 and encodes 619 amino acids. The transcript is spliced from 12 exons. Gene Ontology annotation, cellular component: CRD-mediated mRNA stability complex; ribonucleoprotein complex; nucleus. Gene Ontology annotation, biological process: CRD-mediated mRNA stabilization.
AAAUCCUGGCGUGAACGUAUCCGCCAUUUUACAUCACCCGAAGUGAAAGAACCCGACCGGACUUACGCCGGGGAGUCGUAGAUUUAUUUCUUUUCAUAAAAACACCCCCAAAAUUGAACCGAUCCUUACCGUGCACCUUAUUGAGCCAUCUUAAGAUUGCUGGAGACAUGGCAACAGAACAUGUUAAUGGGAAUGGUACAGAAGAACCAAUGGACACGACCGCUGCAGUUACCCAUUCUGACCAUUUCCAAACUUUGUUAGAAGCUGGUUUACCACAGAAAGUUGCUGAAAAACUAGAUGAAAUUUACGUAGCAGGCCUUGUAGCACACAGCGACUUAGAUGAAAGGGCAAUAGAGGCCUUGAAAGAAUUCAAUGAAGAAGCUGCACUACAAGUUCUCGUUCAGUUUAAGGAAAGUGAUCUUUCACAUGUGCAAAACAAAAGUGCCUAUUUGUGUGGAGUAAUGAAGACGUACAGACAGCGGGAGAAGCAAGGGACCAAAGUGUCAGACUCUACUAAAGGACCAGAUGAAGCAAAAAUAAAAGCGCUGCUUGAGAGAACCAACUACACACUAGACGUGACGACAGGACAGAGGAAGUACGGUGGACCCCCGCCAGAGUCGGUGUACUCAGGACACCAGCCCCAUGUUGGCACGGAGAUAUUUGUUGGGAAGAUUCCAAGGGAUUUGUUUGAAGAUGAACUGGUGCCUUUGUUUGAGAAGGCCGGCUCAAUAUGGGACCUGCGGCUCAUGAUGGACCCUCUCACCGGCCUGAACAGGGGCUACGCCUUCAUCACUUUCUGCACUAAAGAUGCUGCGCAGGAGGCAGUGAAGCUAUUUAACAAUCAUGAAAUUCGCCCGGGCAAACACAUUGGAGUGUGUAUAUCGGUUGCGAAUAAUAGACUGUUUGUUGGGUCAAUCCCCAAAAGCAAAACGAAAGAACAGAUCGUGGAGGAGUUUUCUAAAGUCACAGAGGGUCUUAAUGAUGUCAUCCUGUACCAUCAGCCUGAUGACAAAAAGAAGAACCGAGGCUUCUGCUUCCUAGAAUACGAGGACCAUAAAGCAGCCGCCCAGGCCCGACGGCGUCUCAUGAGCGGCAAGGUGAAGGUCUGGGGCAACGUAGUCACGGUCGAGUGGGCUGACCCCAUUGAGGACCCAGACCCUGAGGUCAUGUCUAAGGUCAAAGUUCUGUUUGUCCGAAACCUUGCAAAUAGCGUAACGGAAGAAAUACUUGAAAAAGCCUUCAGUCAGUUUGGUAAGCUGGAGCGUGUGAAGAAACUGAAAGAUUACGCCUUCGUUCACUUUGAGGAACGGGACGGAGCCGUCAAGGCUCUGGCUGAAAUGAAUGGGAAAGAGCUGGAGGGUGAACCGAUUGAAAUUGUUUUUGCAAAGCCCCCCGACCAGAAGAGAAAAGAGCGCAAGGCCCAGCGGCAGGCAGCUAAAACACAAUUGUAUGAUGACUAUUAUUACUAUGGCCCCCCUCACAUGCCCCCCCCCCCUAGAGGCCGGGGCAGAGGCGGUGGUCGGGGGGGUUAUGCCUACCCCUCUGACUACUAUGGCUACGAGGACUACUAUGACUACUAUGGCUAUGACUACCACAACUACCGUGGUGGCUAUGACGAUCCCUACUACGGUUACGACGACUUUCAGGCUCCGCCAGCCAGGGCCAGAAGCAGCCGAGGGGGCGCCCGAGGAGGCGCCUCUCCAGCCAGAGGGAGAGGAGGGGCGGGGGCGCCCCGGAGCCGAGGAGGGGCCGGCGGUUACCCCCAGCGAGGCGGCGGGGGUCCAGGAGCAAGCAGAGGGUCACGGGGGUCCAGAGGAGGUGCGCAACCGAGAGGCCGCGGGGUACGUGGUGCGAGGGGUGGCCGCGGUGGAAGUGUAGGAGGAAAGCGCAAAGCUGACGGGUACAGCCAGCCAGAUUCCAAGCGCCGCCAAACCAAUAAUCAGAACUGGGGCUCUCAACCCAUUGCUCAGCAACCGCUACAAGGUGGUGAUCAUUCUGCAGGGAAAAGGGAUGGAGGAUGGUGCUGACCAGUCACUAUGAAGACUAACUUGGAAUAGGGGGUUGCACCAGAAGCUGCUGCCAAUCGAUUUGAUGGUAAGGUCAUUUCAGCGGUCCAGUGCUGCUACUGCCUUACUGAAGCAUAUCUCAAAGACUGCCACACGAGCAAACGCAACAUGUUUUUGGACUUUUUGCAGUGUUUAGACAUCAACUCGCCACCAUCUGUACUACCCACACUUCAGCACCCUAUCUAUCCCCAAAGAGUUUGCCAUUUGUAGUUGAACAUAAUUUGUUUUCCUGAAGGUUCCUCAGAAAGACCUUUUUUUUUAUUAUUAUUAUUAUUAUUGUAAUGAAAAUCUUAAUUUGCACUUUGUCACACCAGAAUUCAAACAGAGGAUCGACAUAAAGGUCAAAACCCAGUCCUAGUUAACAACAAAUGCACUCAAGAAAUCAUAGACUUCUGCGAGGUCUUACCACUUACAUGUAUAUUAGGAUUCAUCGCCUUUAUUUUGUUUUUUGUUUUGUUUUGUUUUCUUUUCUUUUAUUUUGAGUUAGCUGGGACUGGUGUCUUCUGUACAGAGAGAAUCCUCCAUUAGAAUUCUGGAGUCAAGUUUGAUGUGGCUCUGAGGAGCAUGAUGCUAUGUAUAUUUUUGUGCUAAUUUUAGCUUUAUCAUGGAAUAUGUCUACUUUUUUUUUUUAUUGAUCAUAUGGAUGAUGUUUGCAGUCUUUUUAAGGUGUAACCACCUGGCAUGAACAGUCAGGCAUUCCAGGCAUGUGGUUCUUUUCAGAACUAGUCUAUUUUUGUUUAUUUCUCUUUUUUUCUCUUUUAAUAAAGGGUUGGUUAACUACCUCAAUAUGGAGGAUUUAAACUGCCCUAUCUUUACUGUACAUAGGGAACCUUGUGAUGAAAGCAGGGCUUGACCCAGCUUCCUUCAAAUUAGGCACAAGGGCAACGUCAGAACUCUCUUUGUGUAAAGUUAGUUUUUUUUUUUUUUAUAUGCUGUUUCCCAGACAUUUCAAACCAUGGAACUGGGCCUUGUCAAACUCAUAUGAGCUUAAACAAGCCUUGCCUUCAUUAUCUUUCAACAGGAUAGUUAUUGGUUGUAUCAUAGUUCUAGGAAAACUGUUACUUUUAUAAAAAACAAAACAACAAAAAAAAAGCAAAACAUUAAAACAAGAACAGCGCCAACUACUUUUUAAAAAGAGGUUCUGCAGUAUCCCUUUUUCCUCAGUGGAAUAACAGGUCUUAACUUUUUUAUACAACAGCUUCCUUUUAUGAAGGUGUGCUCUGCUACACAAUGAUGUCUAAAAGCCAUCGUGCAUACUAUUCAUGUAGACAUAACUGACCGUAAACCAAAGAUUCUAGAGCGGAGUGUUCUAGAAUCUUUGCCGUAAACAUUGGAGGAGCUGCCUCUGUUCACCGUCCUAGACUACACCUAGUAAGUGAAGUAAGAACAGCAAUAACUGGAGUAGAGACUACCCCAGUUCUAAAGGGAUACUGCAGCUUUGAGCUUCUUUUUCUUUACUCCAUGGAUUGUGAUAUGCAGGGUUUUUCUAAACACUACACUCCCACAGGGAGUCAGCAUCAUCUUCAACCCUUAGCCAGGUUUAUGAACCAGUUUGUUGGUGGCUAACAAGUGUUUUUUGCAUUCCUGCAAAUAAAUUGUUUUAUAUUGUAAAUUAAGUGGUGUAACUUAUUUUUAAUAAAGUUAUUGAUUUUC